Symbiodinium natans is the source of this 465-nucleotide messenger RNA. Lineage: Eukaryota; Dinophyceae; Suessiales; Symbiodiniaceae. The record is from the annotation of a GenBank genome assembly.
AUGCCUCAAAAGGACUACGCACAGUCCAGCAUCCAUGAGGGACUGGAGUCUUGGAUGGAGAACUUGCAAAGUUUCGAUCACGGCGAGAGUGCGGAGCCCGAUGUGUUGCACAAGAUGACACAAGCUGCUGGCAGCUUGCACGCUGGAGAUGAUGAAAGUGUGGCAGGACGACAAAGCCCAUCUGAAGUCGACCAGGAACUGAGAAAAGAGCUGGGCGACCCAAGUGUCAUGCAGCGGGUGCAGGAUUUCGCUUCGAAUCUCCAGCUUCUCACCAAAGUGAUCCAGGAGAAUUCGUUGGUGCAGCAGCUAGCCAUCGUGGAUCCGGUGGUCGCUCAAGUGAUCAACAGCCCCGAAGCAUUGCAGAAGAUUUUCAGCAGUGAGGUCUUAGGCAUGAUACAGCAAGACCAGAAUCCAGACCAGCUUGUACUGGAACCUGUCGUGGAUUCCUCACUGGCGUACAUGUAG